This is a messenger RNA of Ciona intestinalis (vase tunicate), 3491 nucleotides long. RefSeq lists its product as uncharacterized. Lineage: Eukaryota; Metazoa; Chordata; Ascidiacea; Phlebobranchia; Cionidae. The record is from RefSeq and is a predicted model, not a curated record.
ACUGUCGGUAAAGGGGUGGUCCACACAAACAUUCGUGUGCUAAGUCUCAGCCAUAUCUGUGAUAAAUGGAAAACAAAUCGUCCGGUUGUCAGAUUUCUUACUUUCACCAUUUAUCAACUUAAGAUUUGCCACGAUUUCGUUCUGGUUGUUUGUAUUGCGUAAAUGAUCUUGCAGUUUAGGCCUGCGUCUUGUUUGAGAAGUAUUAUCUUGUUGGUUUUUAGUUGCUCGUGCAAGAAAAUAUCUUGCUAGUGUUUAGACAUAAUGGCGUCAAUGAAAAGUACAAAACAACUUGGGAGUAUAACCUUUAAACGAAACAUGCAGAGACGAAUAGCAGAAAGGACUCUCACAUUUGUACUAUGCGUCUUCAUCUACUAUCCGUUUUUCAUCUUCGGCAUGCUCAUGACCUACUUGGCUCGUCUUACCUGCAUGUUUAAAAUAUGGACAGGGAUCGGUUACAAAGAAUACGGAAAGCUUGGAAAUAUCAGCAGGAAAAAUCCGAUCAGCGAUAUUAUUGAAGUUUCUACAAAGGAAGAACUGUCGUUCAUAAAACAUAGAAGUCCAACCUAUCUGUACCGAAUGUCUGUGUGGACGGCCCGAGAGCUUUCGAAAUACCUACUUCGCGGUCAAACUACUGGCCUUAUAUCCGAGCAAGACCUUUGCUACUCACUGCUCUGCAGCGUCUUUGCACAUUCUCUCACAUGGGAGAAAGACAGUGAGAUGUACAGGAUGAAAAUGGAAGGUUUUGACGAUUUCUACUUGUUCAGGGGGUUUUAUUGGGACGCUAGAGAAGUGUGGUUUAGCAAAGACUGUACAAAGAUGAAGCUCGUAUUCACUGGUGAUCGGGAAAUAUCGUGGCCUUGCGAAGGAAAGCAGAUGGCCGAGUGGAAACUAGCAAAGCUACAUGCUCAAGUGUGCUUGACUUACUAUGCACCCGGGCUUUCACACAACCAUGUUCACUUCGUCUUCCCCUCUAGUAUGACAAUGGUGAUCAAGCGAUAUCUCAAACCCACAAGUUUCCUCUUCCGAUUUUUAAAACCAUUUUUUCAGUUCACUGAGAGAAUCAACCAUCAGGCAUUGAACGUUUGCAAGGCAACGAACAACAAGAGGUCGAUCCUAGACAGACAUUUCUUCUUUUGGCAGCCGAUCCCCAUCACAGUUGAGCAGUUUGUUGAAGGAGUUGCCAAGAAAUGCCACCAGUACUAUCACUCAAACCACGCUCAACAUAAAAAGGAAAAAGAAACAAACCAAGAGCUUCCAGCUCAUUGCAACUUCCCCCCACCCUAUGUGUCUGACCCCAAGCUACAAGAAAUACCCUACCUACGGUUUCUGGCUGUCUACUAUGAUGUAAUACGGAAGUUCGUUGCAGCAGUUGCUCCAUUAAUUGACCGCACAGAAUGGGAGUCAGUGUCCAAGAUAAUGGAGACUCAUGUCCCCGGGUUUCGUGACGCUAGCAUGGUAGAUUGUAUCGCAUCCUUCGUACACCAGGUUGCUAUCGUGCAUUAUUGCGAUCAUGAGACUUUCCUUCGAUUCUUUGCCCGCCAGUUCGGCUGCAUGGCGAUCAGAAGUCCGUAUGAGCCAUGGUCCAAUAUUUACCAUUGGGACACCAUAGUUGGGGAAAACCCAGAGGUGAAAUACGUCAAGGAAUUCAGGGACAACCCGGUCAAGCUACUCAGGUCUCGUGAUAUCAUGAGAACAAGAUGCUUUCAAAAUGUGUUCGUGGAUUUUAUCCCGGAUUGGAGCUUAGACCUUCGUCUUAUUUCAACCAAACACAAGUUUAAUCCCCAAACCGAGCAAUCCGCUAUCGAAGCAUCUCGCCAAUGGAAACUGAACCUAAAAGAUCUCGAUUCUCAACUUUCCCAAACCGAGCCUCCAAUUGUCGUGCCACUUCCGCCACCGGAUGCGAUUGAUUCCUACACAGAGUCGCGUGGUGGCGCUGGAGAGGGAGAGCUAGGAAGGUCAACCAACAUGCAGCUCAUCCCGGUCAACCAGAUGAUUAGGUCUGUGUGUUUCUAAUGAACACUCACGCAGUGUGUUGUAUUUAUGACUCCUAUAACAGUAUAAUAUUUCAUUAGCUUUGACUAUUCGUUUGGUGUUAUUCAGUAUAUAGUUCGGUGGGGUAAGAUGGGACACAUUUUUUCUAUUUUCUUUGUCUCAUUUAGUAAUAAACAAAGAAUAUUUAUAAAAUUAUAUAACCCGAUCCUCGCGAUCCCAUAAACAUGUCAUUAGUUCUUAAAAACACGAUCAGAAAAUAUGAAUUUUAUAUGCUAACGAUAUUCCAUCUUACCCCGCAGAGCUAUAACUUACUAUACAAAGAAUUAAUAAGAACCAUUUUAUUAUAUUUCAUUGUAUCGGGGUAUACGUAAAAACUCACUGUUUCGACGCGGUUGCAGUUAACGGUUUUAAAACAGAUUUAUUAAUUCUGAUGCAUGAGUGUUGUAAAUAGUCACUAUACAGUAGGUUGGGGGAAGAUGGGACUCCUUUCAUUUAAUUUUCUCGUACCAUUUUAUAGUAAUCUAUAAACAUAUUCAAAGAAUUACGAAACUGUAUCUUCACGACUCUCAUAGACCGUUGUUAAUUGUUUAAACACGAUCAGUAGGAUGUUUAAAUAAUAUGUGCUAAAGGUGUCCCAUCUUACCCCUUACUACUUAUAUAUAAACGUGAAUUCUGUUUGUUUUAUUGGGUUUUGGUGGUAAAUAUAUGUAAUGUCGAACUAUAGUAAUGCAUUGCUCUUUGCAUGUAUUUAAUAUUACAGUGCCGUACAAAUCUGUUACGAAAAGCGUAUAGCCUAUUGUAUUAACACAAGAACAUUGCAUGUUGUUUUCCAUAUAAUCUAUAAACAAUAAAAGGCGAAGCUAUAAGAGGUUGGGAUUUAUUAAACACCAGGGAACUAUGGUCAACAUAAAAGUUAGUUAGCCCAUUUCUUUGUUUAUUUAUCAGCCAAUUAUCUGAAGAACAAGUAAAAUCUGUUUUUGCUGUUGCGAGGUUGUACAGUAUAACAGCCGGUUUAAUUUUAUUUGGUGAUGUGAUUACCCGACAAACACAAUCAAUUCGAAUCGCAAUUCCUUAUUCCAGGCCCACUCAGCAGGUAUAGUGUUUAUUUGAAGAAAAACGCUUCUACAGCGACUGGAAUUUGGCAGCUGUGAGCUAAAGAAAAAUAGUAACGUGUCGUGUAAUUCGCACCACAAUUGUUGCGUCUUAGUUCGUUCGUUAACGAAAAGUGUCCAAUUUCUCACAUAACGAAGUUGUCUCGAAGCGGCGUCGUAAGUCGAGCCGGGCGGCGGACGAGAAGGAAUUCGAUCCUGUGUUUCUCUCUUACGAAAACACAAUGCUCGACACUCCCGCCAUUUGUUCUCCUUUGAUGUGAUAAUUGCUAAAACUGGAACUUUCUUUUCUUCGAGUGACGCUGGUCCAUUGAUUGCCGCGAUUUCUGCGGGUAAGUCGAUACCGUGGCUGUUCUCAUAUGCUUUGUUACUAGCUGUGUGAAACGGCAG